Bacillus rossius redtenbacheri is the source of this 1092-nucleotide messenger RNA. It is a transcript of the gene CRIF, whose product is annotated as large ribosomal subunit protein mL64. The record is from RefSeq and is a predicted model, not a curated record. Gene Ontology annotation, cellular component: nucleus; mitochondrion. Bases 102 to 962 code for a protein of 286 amino acids. Lineage: Eukaryota; Metazoa; Arthropoda; Insecta; Phasmatodea; Bacillidae. The transcript has a single exon.
UGUGAUCGAAAACAAUAACAAACAUUUUAACAUUUUGCUUGUGUUGGAAAUACGUGAGAAGAAGAGGAAUUUGUAUUCUUAUAAUGCUAUAAUUAUUAUAUAUGAUUAUAAUGAGGUUAUUCGGUGUUGUAAGUAAUGUAAUGAGGCAGCGCAGCCUUACAUCAAUCUUAGUCCCGUAUUGCCGUACGGAUGUUAUUACUCGAACACUUAAAAGUGAACCAAUUGAUCCUUACGUGUUGGAUGAAAUUAGUGAAGAAAUAGAGGAAGCAGAAGCAGCUGCGGCUCUCCAAGCAAAGGAGAGAGAAAUUCAGAGAAAAAGAGAUAAGUCUCGUUUACUCAAGCACCAUAAAAAUAUGGUACAUGAGCAAAUUCCUUACGUAGAACCAAAAGCGUGGUUUCACGAAACCAUCAAGUAUAAACGGAGAAUGUACGGCCGUUAUGGUGAGGCAAGUGGUGUGAACCCAGCUCUAACGUGGCCUACUAGAGAAGAAUUGGCAGAUACACUGGAAUAUGAAUCAGUUGCAUUUCCUGAAACUUUACAAGAAAUGAUCGAAAAGAAUAGGGCAAAGAAGCAGGAAAAAGAGCUUGCGUUAAAGAAAAGGCAAGAAGAAAUAGAUGAAAAAAUUAUGAAGCUAGACAAGUGGAAAGAAGAACUUAAUGCAAGAGUGGCGAAGAAACUAGAGGUGGCACAGGCUGCCAAAGAUAAGAAGGAUAGGUUGAUGGAAGAGGUACGUCGACAUUUUGGUUUCAAAGUUGAUCCACGCGAUGAACGAUUCCAGGAAAUGCUUGCUCAGAAAGAAAAAGAAGAAAAGAAAAUAGCAAAAGAAGCGAAGCGAAAAGCAAGAGAAGCUAAAUUGCUUUCAAGUUUGGCUGAAAUGAGUGUCAAAGCAGGAGAAUCACUGACACCGGGGUCACCUACAACAGCAUCACCAUCUUCAAAGUCAGAUGAUUCAAAGCAAUGACAUUAAGUUUAAUACUUUUUUUUUUAAUAAUUACAUCAUUAGUUAAGAUAUGACUUAAAUUUUUGUGUUAGGAAAGAAGUAUUGGCUAUACUUUCAGCAGAAAAUGCUGAUGUAAAGAUAAGGUUAUUUG